GGCUUGUUCGAGUUGCGGCUAUGGGUCGAGUCAAGCACCAGGAGCCCGAGGAAGCGCCGGAGACCGAAGCAACAACCCCAGAACGGUCGUACCACGAGCUGGUCGCAAACGUAAAUGCUAUUGCGCGGCCGUUAGCCUCUCGGAAGCUCACACGCAAACUCUACAAGUGCAUCAAAAAAGCAUCGAAGUUGAAACAGAUUCGGCGAGGGGUGAAAGAGGUCCAGAAAUUCAUCAACAAAGGCGAAAAAGGAAUCACAGUUCUUGCAGGAGAUACAUUGCCUAUUGAUGUUUAUUGCCACAUCCCCAUCAUGUGUGAAGACAGGAGUCUUCCCUAUGUAUAUAUUCCAUCUAAAACGGAUUUGGGAGCAGCAGCAGGCUCAAAACGCCCAACCUGCGUUAUCAUGAUAAAGGCUCAUGAGGACUAUCAAGAAGCUUACAAUGAGUGCUUGGAGGAAGUGGAGGCUCUUCCCCUUCCUUUGUGAAGAACAUUGAUAACGAAUGCUAUUAAGACUCCAAGAUAUAUGAUAUACUGGAUUCUAUAGGCUUUGUGUGGUUAAAUAUGUUUCAUGCCAGUUUGAUAUGACAGUUGGCCUGGAUUGUUACACUGAGGAAUAGAUCAAGUGACUUAUUGGAACCAUGGCAGCUAUGCUGUAAUCUAUUUUUGAAGAAUUUUGGUUGAAAUUCUUGCUGGAAAUGUGUGUUAAAAUGUUGUCCGAUGUUCAGCUCUAAAAGAAUUCUAGACCAUUAGCAUAGAGGAAUUGUUAAAUAAUAAAAUGUUUAUAGAUA
Messenger RNA from Thamnophis sirtalis, 786 nucleotides. RefSeq names its product NHP2 ribonucleoprotein (gene NHP2). Gene Ontology annotation, cellular component: nucleolus. NCBI's taxonomy places the organism in Eukaryota, Metazoa, Chordata, Lepidosauria, Squamata, Natricidae. Gene Ontology annotation, molecular function: RNA binding. The record is from RefSeq and is a predicted model, not a curated record.